GUCCCACAGCAGCCCACGUAUUUGACAGCUAAUGUUGCUGAGCAGCAGCUUUCCUAACACACGCUGUCGUUGGGUCUCUGGUACACACAAGUAAUCGGCCAUUUUUCGAGACUUUUUUCCACCCUCUUAGAUCUUGCAUCGAGUGUAUUUCCCGGAACAGUUUGUAACAGGCGGAGCCGAGUGUAGGGGCCAUGGCCUUCCUUGGGAGUGCAGUUCGGCGGGUGGUGUCGGCGGUGCGGCCUCCUCUUUCUCCUCUGUGCCGGACAACAUCUCGGUCGUAUAGCUCAGACCACACCAAGGAAAAAAAUGUUCCCUAUGAGAAGACACUCAAACAGGAGGAAGGGUCCUCCUCUGGACCCACUAAACCUUUACCCAGGUCAGCAGAUGUGGUGGUGAUCGGAGGCGGCAGUCUGGGCUGUCAGACCAUCUACCACCUGGCUAAAAUGGGGAUGACCAACGUGGUUCUGCUGGAGAGAGACAGACUGACGGCUGGUACCACCUGGCACACUGCAGGCCUGCUGUGGCAGCUCCGUCCCAGUGAUGUUGAGGUGGAGCUCUUGGCCCACACCAGGAAUGUGAUCAGCAAAGACCUGGAGGAGGAGACAGGUCUCCACACAGGCUGGAUCCAGAAUGGAGGACUCUUCAUAGCCUCCAACAAGCAGAGGCUGGACGAGUACAAGCGCCUCAUGUCGCUGGGUAAAGUUUAUGGUAUCGAGUCCCAUGUCCUGUCACCAGCGGAGACCAAAGACCUGUAUCCUCUGAUGAACGUUGAUGAUCUGUAUGGAACCCUGUAUGUCCCCAAAGAUGGCACCAUGGACCCCGCAGGCACCUGCACCACCCUGACCAGAGCUGCCUCCGCCAGGGGAGCCACGGUGAUCGAGAACUGCCCAGUGACUGGUAUCCAAGUGCGGACUGAUGAUUUUGGUGUAAAGAGGGUGAAGGCAGUGGAGACCGAACAUGGGACCAUUGAGACACCUUGUGUUGUGAACUGUGCAGGUGUGUGGGCCACCAAGCUGGGGGAGAUGGCCGGAGUCAAGGUGCCUCUAGUUGCGAUGCAUCAUGCCUAUGUGGUGACAGAGAGAAUUGAAGGCAUACAGAACAUGCCAAAUGUCAGGGACCAUGAUGCAUCAGUGUACCUACGCCUCCAAGGUGACGCCCUCUCUGUGGGUGGUUAUGAACAAAACCCCAUCUUCUGGGAAGAGGUGUCUGAUAAAUUUGCCUUCAGCCUGUUUGACCUGGACUGGGAUGUAUUCAUGCAACACAUCGAGGGUGCAAUGAACAGAGUUCCUUGUCUGGAGCAGACUGGCAUAAAGUCCACUGUCUGUGGACCAGAAUCCUUCACAGCCGACCACAAGCCGCUGAUGGGAGAGGCUCCGGAGGUUAGAGGUUUCUUUCUGGGCUGCGGCUUCAACAGCGCUGGCAUGAUGCUGGGAGGUGGUUGUGGUAGAGAGCUGGCUCACUGGAUCAUUCACGGCCGCCCUGAGAAGGAUAUGUAUGGUUAUGACAUCAGGCGUUUCCAUAACUCGCUGACAGACAACACAAAGUGGAUCAGAGAGCGGAGUCACGAGUCCUAUGCUAAAAAUUACUCUGUGGUGUUCCCCUUCGACGAGCCGCUGGCCAGCCGAAACAUGAGGAAGGACCCUUUCCAUCAGGUGCUGACAGAGCAGGGCUGUGUGUUCCAGGAGAGACAUGGCUGGGAACGACCUGGCUGGUUCAACAAAGACGGGCCCGCUCCUGUUAAAGACUACGAUUACUACGGGGCUUAUGACAUUAAGAAGAAUGUGAACUACAAAUACAACGACUUGCUUGGCAAAGAGUACACCUUUGGCUUCCCUCCUCAUCAUGACGUGAUAAAGAGCGAGUGCCUCUCAUGUAGAAACAGUGUGGCUGUGUUUGACAUGUCCUACUUUGGAAAGUUCUAUCUCACUGGACCAGAUGCCAAGAAGGCGGCUGAUUGGCUGUUCACUGCUGAUGUCAACAAGAAGCCAGGCUCCACUGUGUAUACCUGCAUGCUGAAUAAGAACGGAGGGGCGGAGGCUGACCUGACAGUGAGCAGACUGGAGCCUGGUGCUGCCAACCUGCCCCUGGCACCACAGUCCAAUGGUGACGCAUACUACCUGGCCAUUGGAGGUGGUGUCGCAGAACACAACUGGAACCACAUUAGAACCGUUCUUCAGGACCAAGGCUUCCACUGCCAGCUGACAGACCACUCUGAGGACAUGGGGAUGAUCAGCAUCCAGGGACCCAAGAGUCGAGAGGUGCUUCAGGAGGUGUUGGACACCGACCUGAGCAAUGAAGCUUUCCCCUUCUCUUCACACAAAGUUGUCAAUGCAGCAGGGCAUCAGGUGCGAGCUAUGCGUCUGUCAUUUGUCGGCGAGCUCGGCUGGGAGCUUCACAUUCCCAAGGACUCCUGCCUUCCAGUCUACCAUGCUGUCAUGGCUGCUGGUGCAAAACACGGCAUCAUCAACUCCGGCUACAGGGCCAUCGACUCACUCAGCAUAGAGAAAGGGUACAGACAUUGGCACGCUGACCUUCGCCCAGACGACACACCCUUGGAGUCGGGGCUCGGCUUCACCUGCAAAAUGAAGAGCUCCAUCCCGUUCCAGGGCCGCGACAGGCUGGAGAAACAGAAGCAAGAGGGGCUGAGGAGGCGCAUUGUCUGCUUCACCAUCGACGAGAAAGAACCAAUGUUUGGUCUGGAGGCCAUUUUCCGUAACGGCACUCCUGUUGGUCACCUACGGCGUUCUGAUUAUGGAUUCUAUGUCGACAAAACGAUUGGAUAUGGAUAUAUCCGCAACCCUGAUGGAGGAGUGGUGAGUGCCGAUUUCAUAAAGAGUGGCGAGUUUACCCUGGAGAGGAUGGGAGUGACGUACAAGGCCAAGGCCCACCUCAAAUCUCCAUUUGACCCUCAGAAUAAUCGCGUCAAGGGCAUCUAUGUCUGAGUCGGACCACAUGUGAAAACUGAAGAAAACGCGCUCUGGUCUGGAGGAAGAGGCUGGGAGAGGUGCAGCUGUGAUUGUUUCUACAUGCAGGUGCAGCUGUUGAAUACUGGGAUAAUUUUAUGAAGAUUAUAUCUGUGAUUUGCUGGAACUGGAGGGAUGAGAUGGAACUUUAAUAGAUGUUCUAAAAUCUGUAUCGAGAUAUAAAAGAGGUGCUGAUAUGAAUCGGGUAUCAAUGUUUUGUUGUUAAGUUUCACAUUUUUAUACACACUCUGAGAAUAGCACUGUUCAUGUGAGCAGUAUUACUAUGAAGACAGACUCAUGAGGUAUCUUAUUAUCUCCAGUAAUUAAAAAGUUUAAGCAGUACGUCUGAGUAAACUGAAAAAAAGAACCAACUUACUUUGAAUCAUGGUACGUGUCCACAGGGGCGUUUCUAGAUACAAAGGGUCAUCAAAAGACUUGACACAAGACUGUUAAGUACUUGAGGGAUAGUUAUCAAUUUGUCUUCCAUGACAACCAGCAGGCUACACCCUCCCCCAACCACACAAACACUUCCUAGAUGCUCCUGAUUGGAUGAAUACUUUCCCUCGUGGGCUGUUUGCUCCAAAAUUUUACACCAGAAAAAAAUUGUUUGGAAACGCUGUUUUAUAUUACGAAAAUAGCAGCCACCUUGACCAUGUAGAUAUAUCUACACACAGUACUGCAGGACACGCCCACUACAUGACAUGUCUUAUAAACUUAUAAAAAUAAGUUUAGGGCCCUGAGAGCUCACAACGCUGCAACUUAAGAAAACACAUGCAAAUACACAAAACACAAGAAAAAUUGAUAAAGAUGUUUUCUUUACCGUACCAAAAACUACUUGUUAGGUUUGGGAAACAAUCGUGGUUUGGAUGAAAAAAAGUUAUACCAGAAGUUAUCUCAGGGGGCGUGUCGUGUAGCCGGCAAGACUGCGGUAAGACCCUUCUAAACCUGACGUCCUAUAGCUCCACAGCUUUAUCAGAAUGCAUUGUACAGCUGUUAACAUAGGCAAUAAAUGGGAAGUGUGGAAAUGCUGCAUUUUGUGGACAAGUACCAUAAAUCUGCACCUGGAUUGAUGUUAAGGGUGCAACAAGUAUGACUUUGUAAGACACAGUAGAUAAUCUCAUACAAAAAAAUCCUUCUUAAUCGUAGUUUAUGAGCCACUAGAAGCAGAGACCCUUCCUGCCUUCUGCCUGUAUUUUUUCUUUUCAUUUUGCUGUGUUCGGGACGUUUCUGAGUGUGCCAUUACUGACGGUUUACCUGUCUGUCUGUCUGUCUGAGUCCCAGAAUUCCCUGUCUGGAUGCAAACACUACGCCUCAUAGGUAGCUUGACUGAAGAUCUCUAAACUCACUGGUGAAUUACAUGUCUUUGAGCCAGGAAGGAAUGGCCAGCUUUUUGGGGUCAAACCCUACUCAUUGUGCCUUUUAAGUACUCAAAUAACAGCACAUGAUAAAGUUUUAGUUUUAGAAAUAGCAAUCAGCAGUAAAUUUAAGCUAAUACAGUAUCAAAGUCAGAACACUAGAAAACUCAGGAAGUCUUUAUCAAUCUUUGUCUAGAACAAGCUGAUAUCACAGUGAACCUGAUGAUAAACUAUAAAACAAUGAUUAUAGGUAUGAUGUUGGUGUUUAACAUGAUGCAAAGAGAGCUGCUGCAGCACAAUAAAAGGGUUAAAAGAAGAAGUUACAGAUGCAUGAGUGUGCAAAAGUAAAUACCGUAAAUUCUCAAUUAGUGGAUUUGUGUACUUAGCUUUAAAGUAAGCUCUUUUAUAAGACUAAUAUUAGAAUAAAGUCAUUCAUAAUAUUAUAGUGUAGUGCUGUAAUAUUUCAUUUCUAAUUCAUCCUAUGAGGCCUUAGAGUAGCAUAUUGGGAAAUAAAAGUGUUCUCAAAUUAUACACCAGACCUUCUGGCAGUUUGAGUCAGAUUAAAGUGACUGAUGUUUGUGCUGAUAAUAACAACUAAAAACAGAGUUUCACUUGCUUGUUUGGUAUCUAAAUCUUAGGCAGACAGAGUGUUUAUCAGAGUCGGAGGGGAAGGGAGAAAAAAACACCCCGAGGCACAGCGUAGCAGCCGGGGACAAAACACUGCUGGAGAAAAAUGACAGAAAAAGACAAGAGUUAUCAGAAAGCAGCUGUUACAGAUAAACCCCCUUGUUUUCUGUCCCGUCCCCCCUGUUGCUCCGCUCUGCAGCGUUAAACUGCUGUCACUGCUGUUUGCAAACUCUAUUCUCCUAGUUUUGUUUUUCAACAGAUGCAUUGUCAUUUAUUAAGUCUUAUCUACCAGUUCAGGCAUACAGAGAACUUAUUUUGUGUUGUUUUGCUGUUAAAUCAGACUCGCUCCGCUUGAUGCUAAAGCUAAUCCAGCACGAGGCAGAAUGAGAACUUUUACUGUGAAAUACCUGCAGGAUGCAUCAAGCAACAGCACAUUAACCAUCACCUUGACCUGUUAAGGCUUUCAAUAUAAGAUAUGACCUUGGUAGAGUGAAGUAAGAGUGUGGCAGGACUGUAUUUUAGUUUGUUUAUGCACAACUCAUGGUUGAUAGAAUGAAAAUGUCUGAAAGGAAAAACUGACUGUGAUCACAAAUUCACUCAGGACAUUUUUGGAUAUUACAUUUUUCUGUCAUUUUGGCUGUUAAUGCCAUAUAGACUAUAAGGUUAAUGCACAUGGCGCACAGUUAAGCAAGGGUCUAAAAGUGUUUUGUUUUUUUUUUUUGGAAGUUCAGUCUCAGCUCCUAUAAUACAUGCAACAGACUUUGUUCCCAAAAUACAGACAUUCAGGACUUAAUGUCCCUACUAAAUCAUCAUAAGAAGUCUUUUUUUAUUUUUCACUAGAUUGAGCAAUUUAGUAUGCAAAAAUUGAUGUUGAUGUCUUUUUUCUUUUUUUUUUCAAUUAAAAAAACAUAUCGUGGCAUUAUGCAAUCAAACUGGCUUUUAACCACUGAAAAAAAUUGAAAAUAAUAUGGUUGUUAUCAUUUGGACUAAAGAGAAAUAAUCUAUAAUAAAUUAUGUGGAAUGUAGCAGCCUAUAAUGUAAUAAUUUCCUAAUAAUGUUAUAACGCCUGAAAAUGUAAUAACAUUUGCACUUAACUCGAUCGAAAAUGUAAUAAAACCUCAUAAUGUAAUAACUUCACCAAUAAUGUAAUAAAAUAUCCUGACUGAUAUUGUAAUAACAUUUUUACAGAUAAUGUAAUACCUUAUUACAUUAUUGGGAAUUUAUUAUGUUUUCAGGAGGGUUUUUUUUUUUUUACUUGACAGAUAAUGUAAUAUAUAUGUUCAUUUUCAGUCCAGAGUUCUACAUUUUGUGUUUUGAGAAUCUGAGAAUGUUAUUUACACAGGAUUUGAAACAACAGAAAGACUAUUGGGUUAAAUUGCAGACCUUGAGUACAUGCAACUACAUCCUGCAACUAAAAUAUCAGUCAGGAUAUUUUAUUACAUUAUUGUUGAAGUUAUUGCAUUAUUGGGUUUUAUUACAUUUUUGAUUGAGUUAAGUGCAAAUUGUAUUACAUUUGCAGGUGUUAUUACAUUAUCAGGAAAUUUUUACAUUAUAGGGUGCUACAUGGAAGUUUUUAAAAACUUUUUACAGAAAUGCACAAGGGUUAAAUGCAGUUAUGUGCCGUAAUUAAAGGUGAUUUGUUGAUUCUUUGUGUCUACAAGCUAGCUGCAAAAAGUGAUUUUUGUUAUGACACUUAACAUUGAAUUUGAUUUUAAUUCUGUAUUUGUGUUUACAUUCACUCACAGCAGCACAGCUCCGUCCAAACCAAAACCAAAGUUCAUUACACACACUGGAAACCGCAGCCAAAAAAAAAAGUGUGUCAAAGCAAAAGAAAGCAUUUGUAUGUAUGGCCUUCCUCUCAGAUAUGUGUUGCUGCACGUUCAGCACAAAAUGUUUACUAAUGCAGAAUGAUUCAUUGAUUCAGCCCAGAAGGCCAUUAAUCAUUGAAGUGGUUGUUCCCACUAGAGGCUUAGGUUAAUAACAAGAUUUAUAUGGGAAAUGUGAAACAGACAGAUAAAACACUAUCACUACUGGUCUUCAACCACAAUGUUUUUUUGUUCUUUUUCCUAAUUCAGUGUAUAGAAUUUCUCUUCUUUCUGUAGUGUGAUGUGAAUAAUGCAAAGCAGGUAAUUGUUAAAUGCAAAAUGUAUUAUGAAAAACUGUUUGACCAGUUCAAUCAACAAAAAUGACCAGUAAAAUUGUUUAAUGUUAAACUGGAGUCGUUUAAUCUAUUCAAAGCUAUUCAUGUAUUAAUAAAUUCCUUUUUAACUG
Molecule: messenger RNA, 7216 nt
Organism: Centropristis striata (black sea bass)
Lineage: Eukaryota; Metazoa; Chordata; Actinopteri; Perciformes; Serranidae
Gene: sardh
Product: sarcosine dehydrogenase
Exons: 22
Coding region: 192-2942 (916 amino acids)
Cellular component (GO): mitochondrion
Molecular function (GO): oxidoreductase activity; protein binding
Source: RefSeq, a predicted model, not a curated record